AUGACCCACGACAGAGACUCCCGCCGCGAAAGUCUUCGAGUGCCCCGCGCUCGUCCUCGUCGUGGCGUCUCCAGAAACUCUUCAGUGCGCUCUUCAGCCAACGUAGACGAGCACCGUCUGUCUUCAGGCGCUCCAGCUACCGCGCAAGCUCUUCGAGCUGCUCCAUCUCGCUUUUCCCUCAACGAACAGUUUGCUGCUACAAAGCAGGAGUUCCAAUUCUGGGACGAUGAUGCUAGUUCAAUCUACGAGCGUGAAACAAGUGUUUCCGAGACGGGAGAUCCAGACCUCGAUGAGAAGGUUGCCUUGAGCUCAACUGAGGGUGGCUAUGGACCUGUGCCUCAUACACAAGAUCCAGCACCUGGAGCAGAGGAUCUCGACACCAAUUUCUACGACCUUCUCUGCCUCUCACGAGACAAUUCGGAGUUGUCGCAACAGCAGAUCCGGAGCGCAUACUACCGUCUGUUUAUCCUCUUUUACCCGGACAGCUAUCCUGAGCAUUUGCGCCCCAUAGCUCACCAGCAAUUCCUCCGUGUCCAGGAUGCCUUCGAAACUCUCAUUGAUCCUGCGCGACGAGCUCAGUAUGACCUCGACCAGUUCCUGGAAACUGAAGAGACAGGCGCAUCACAAUCAGAAUACGAGGUCGCCUUUAAAGAAGCUGUUUGGGACCGGUUGCAGAACGGCAUACAGACAAGCUCUGAUCUAGGAAUUCGACUUGACGCCUCUGGCUCCGGAACUGGCGCCUCAGGGCUGCAAAUCCUUGACUUUUCUCUCAGUCAUUCCGUCACAGUCGACCUACCAGCACUCCAGAAGCUUCUUCAACCGCAAGUCACACGACUCGCAAGUCUUGCUUCAAAGGAAGAGAAGGACGCAAUCGAGAGUCUAUCACAACCCCGAAUCCAGGUCGCAACACCCACCGUGACUGUAACUGGAUCUACUUACGGCAUUACACGGGAUCUAUCCUUGGUACCAACAUCACUCUUGUACGAUCGAUAUCAACCCUUGUUACCUCUGCCGAUCACCAGACAGAGACUCAUACAACUCGUUGAGAACAAGUUCGCUCCAUUGGCCUCUCUGCGAUAUCGACAAGAGUUUCUGAACCGCUCACCUCCAUCAUCGGCUGAUAAGCUUAGGUGGAUCAAGACUGCUGUUGAGCUUGAGUCAGAUGUUCUACCACAGUUCUCCGUCACCAGCCGUCUUUAUCAUCACUUCCUCCUCCCCAAAUUCUCAGAACCAACCAUAGCCGAGGCUAGCAUACAGUCGUCGCGCGAUUCCACGUCGAUUCAACCGCGUGUUGCUCUAGGUCUCUACCAGAAUCUGCGACAGGGAACAGGAUUCCUGCGCGCAGACAGUGGCGACUGGAGCUUUGGAUCCUAUCAAUACUCUCAUUUCUUCUCUGAACACUCAAGAAUCAGUCCUGACUUCUUUAACGCCGAAGCCCCUGGAGCAACCCCGAACUUUGAACUAGGCUUCCGAACAGGACCAUCAGACCGAUUACCUGUACCAGGCUCGUCAGACUCUCCUGGCGAUGAGGGCGGCAUUAGGGGUCUCGACUACGAGAUUAAUUCUUGCAAGCAUGGAAGCUGGGCUGUCUCUGCAUCCGCUACACCAACUACAUUGGCCGGCGCUGUCCGAUACAGCAAGGACCUGACUCUACCUUUCCAAACUCCUCCGACAUCACUGGAUCCUGGUCUAUCCUCAUCAGCCCGUGUAGAGGCAGAGCUCUGUUCCAACACAUUCCAGGACCAGUAUUUUGCCCUCCGCAAUCUGUGGUCUAUUGGCCGUUUCGCGCGUGUUGGUCUUGAAGUCGGCAUCAGUCUGCACAACCUUCACCUCUCCGUCUACUGGUCCCGCCUUGGACAGCGUCUCAGUGUCCCUCUUCUCAUAGCACCACGAUCGCUUCUUGGGUCUAGUGUCCUUUUCUGGGCUGGUGCCCUACCCUUUGCUGGACUUGCGGCAGUGCAACUUGGUCUCAACUAUCGUCGCCGUCAACGAGUUUCACGAUCUCACCGCCGCGUUCGCUCAGAUGUCUCUUCAACUGGGACACCAGUCGCCGUUGCUCGGCAUAGAUACGAGGCAGACAACAUCACAACACUCCUCGCACAUCCAGUAGAGGGCCGCCAGAAGCGUCAGAUGACGCUUGGUGGUCUCGUUAUCCUCAAUGCUAAAUACGGCAUCCCUGAUGAAUAUGGCAUCCUCGCAACAAGCGAUCAGGUUGCCGAUGUCACAAUCGCCGUUGCCGCCCUUAUCAACGAAUCAUCGUAUUCCAGCGGCCCAGCCCUAGUGAUCCCCCAUGGCGUGCGCAAGAGUCGCCUGCCAGGAUUCUGGGACCCAGCUCCGGGCUUGGACAAGAUUCUUCGUGUGGAGUAUCUGUUCAAGGGUGACGCAGGCGUCAUCGAAGUCGGUAGCCGUGAUGAACUCAUCCUUCCGCCGCAGGCGUAG
Fusarium proliferatum ET1 is the source of this 2439-nucleotide messenger RNA. RefSeq lists its product as uncharacterized. The record is from RefSeq and is a predicted model, not a curated record. The transcript has a single exon. NCBI's taxonomy places the organism in Eukaryota, Fungi, Ascomycota, Sordariomycetes, Hypocreales, Nectriaceae. The coding region runs from base 1 to 2439 and encodes 812 amino acids. Gene Ontology annotation, biological process: cristae formation.